This is a messenger RNA of Kockovaella imperatae, 1593 nucleotides long. RefSeq names its product WD40-repeat-containing domain protein. Gene Ontology annotation, cellular component: nucleus. The transcript is spliced from 5 exons. The record is from RefSeq and is a predicted model, not a curated record. Lineage: Eukaryota; Fungi; Basidiomycota; Tremellomycetes; Tremellales; Cuniculitremaceae. Bases 15 to 1577 code for a protein of 520 amino acids. Gene Ontology annotation, molecular function: protein binding. Gene Ontology annotation, biological process: rRNA processing.
UCUACACAUUCAGCAUGUCUGGGACCCUCAUAUCAUCCCUCGCUUGGGUUCCUCGAGGGAAAGCCUCUCUAGAGCCCAAGAAGUAUACUCUGGACGAAAAUGAGCUGCAGCGAGUCGGGAAGCUCGGUGGACCAGGCGCUCUCGAAAAACUGCGCGAGGAAAUGGCAGGAUUAGACAUGGACGGGGAUGAUUGGGAGGAUGUCGACGACGGUACAUCUAGCUCAGGAGCCUCUGGAGACGUCCCCAUGGACACUGAGGACAUGUCUGCGUUCAAGAUGGACGAGUACGACAAGGAAGAGUCCACAGGUGUCGCUAUGGGAGCAUUUGCCAACGUCAAGGGGCUGACGUUUUACCGAGACAAUGAAGAGGAUCCAUACAUUACGCUGAAAGAGGACGAGGACGACACUGAAGAGCUCGCUCUGAGACCGACAGACGCCAUGAUUAUCACUGCCCGAACGACCUCUGAUCUAUCUUCUCUCGACUUUCACGUGUAUGACGACCCCAACGAAAACCUCUUUGUACAUCACGAUCUCAUGCUCCCAUCCUUUCCCCUAUGCGUCGAGUGGCUCGACUUUGACUCUUCCGCCCCAUCCAGCAGCAGCAACAGCGUUGCCGUCGGAGGUUUUGACCCCACAAUUGAGAUAUGGGAUGCGGACAUGGUGGAUGGAUUGUACCCGAAUGCCAUCCUCGGACCAGCUCCUGGUACUGAACGCGAUCUCAAGCCGAAAGGAACGGGCAAGAAGAAACGGAAACAGGUCCAAUCAGAGCCAGAUUAUCAUACCGAUGCCGUGAUUGCACUAUCUUGGACACCGAAUCAUCGUCAUCUUUUGCUGUCAGGAUCUGCGGACGCGACCAUCAAGCUCUGGGAUCUGUCUCGUGAAUCGCCCAUGGCGGCCACAAAGAGUUGGGACAAGAUUCACAAGGGUGAAAAAGUCCAAGCGGUCGAGUGGAAUCGCUCGAGCACGUUGGACAAGGCGGUUCUCAGUGCGGGAUACGACAGAAUGGUUCAGGUGUGGGAUAGUCGUGCGCCCGAUCAAGGUGUGGGUACAAAUGUUGGUUGUGAUGUGGAGGCGGUUCGGUGGGACCCGCAUGAGCCUACGGCAUUCUUCGUGUCGCUGGAAAACGGCCUGAUACUCGCCUAUGACUCGCGAAACCUCGAGCGGCCAAAAUACAGGCUGUCCGCACACGAAUCUGGCGCCUCUGGAUUGGAUAUUAACCCUCAUAUCCGAGGCUGCAUAGCCACGGGCGGCAUGGACAAGCUGGUCAAAGUGUGGAAUGUUUCCGACGAGGAGACCGAUGGCGUUCAGGGCAGGAAGCGAGAAAUCAGCCUGGUGACCAGUCGCGAUCUCGGAGUGGGCAAAGUGUUCACGACUCGGUGGUGUCCGGAUCCCGAGACGCCACUCACUCUCGCCGCCGCUGGGUCCAAGGCGGCAUUGCAGAUUUGGGAUGUAGCUUCCAACCCGGGAGCUAGGAAAGCCUUUGGAGAGAGAUUGAAGCGCCAUGGACGAUCUCUAGGGGAGAUUAAGCAGAGUGGAGGUGUCGUAGGGGUCGAUGAAGAUAGCGAAGACGAGGAAUGAAAUUUUUAUUAUUAGG